GUUACUCAAAAAUUUGUAUAUCAUUCUCCAGAUUUCUGCUUUACUUUCUAUUUGGAAGAUCGAAGUGCUAUUGUAUUCUAAAAUAAAAUCGCCAGGAAGUCUUCCGCGAUGUCCGAGAUGGAAGUCACGGAAGGCAGUAACGAUUGUUCCAAUGAUUUAAUGCUUUUAGACCGCGUUUUUCUCCGACUUGGCAAUGCUGACACUGAUGAUCAACUGGAGAGCUGUCUCACGAGGUUUUUGCCUCCAGUUAUUUUGAAACUAUCGUCGCCUCAUGAACAGGUUCGAACCAAAGUGAUGGAGUUACUGGUCCAUGUAAACAAGCGUGUGAAGUGUCGUGCAGAUGUACAGUUGCCUGUGCAAACCCUUCUACAGUUGUAUCGGGAUCCUACAGCCAAUAGUUUUAUUAUUAAUUUCUCAAUUAUUUAUAUAACAAUGGGCUUUCCAAGAUUGCCUCGUGAUCAGCAGUUAAGUUUAGCACCUUCUUUACUGGAAGCAUUAGAAAACAAACCUCAGGGACAUCAAGAUUCGUUAUUAAUGCUUGUUAUGCCACUUUUGGGUGAUAUCAAGGAGGCUAAUUUAAAUUUAAAAGAGAAACCGAAGGUUGCUUCAUUGAUACUGAAGUUUGCAACGGAUGUUCUUUUGUUGCCAUACAGGGCCCUACCAAAUGCUGGCGAAAGUGACUUUCAGGUACCACCAGGAAUGAGCAUGAGGACCUAUAAGAGGAUUGUGGAUAAAAAUCAACUGAAUCCUAAUCAGUUGGAAGAGAUGAAACUUUCGAUAGUGAACUUCAUAAGCAAGGAUAUAUUCAACAAUAACGACAUUCUGCUGACUUUGAUCGUGUCUGCUGCUGACUCGCGGUUCAGUGUGGCUAAUCAUGCCAACAGCCCUUUGAUAAGGGUUAACAGUUCCGUGGAUUGGUCGCAGCCGGCCGUGGUGGCGCCACUUUAUUCGUUAUAUUUGGGUACUUGGGGAGGAUUGAAAGUGCCACCAGAUGAUCGCAAGGUUCCAGCAUGUACAAGACUGCGUCUAAAACUGAUACAGUAUUUGAACAAAGCAACCGGCCCUGCUAUUAUGUUCCCGCAUUGUGUUCAGGUUGUAUUUUCAUCAUUAUUUGAUCCGAAUACGAAUUCACGUCUACGAAACAGUGCACUCAUGUUUCUGCUCAACGUCAUCAAUGGUGGUGACGAGGCCCAACUGAAGAAAGUAGCGACAGUGUUUCUACAGGGUUUGCUCAAGUUAAUUCGAUCUGAAGAACAUGCCGAACACCAGCCCAAGGCUUACAUGUGCUUAGGCAGACUGGCAAUGAAGUGUCCUGAGAGUAUCAACAAUCAGUUUGCUUUACUGGAGGAGCUCGUGAAGAAGAUUCCGGAGGCGGUUCCUGAGAUGAAAACUGCACUCAGAGACGCGCUUCUGGAGAUGGCAGUCGCUUAUAAAAUCUCACCUGAAGAGAAGCCUGCAGCAUCAUCUACAGCCGAAGGUCCGAGUACAUCGCAGAGCAGUAAAAUGGAAGUGAACAAACCAGCGAGCCCAUUUGAUGAACCACAAGCCUUGGCGCUUUUUGCUUUACUUGACCACUACAUGCACAGCGACGAGUCCAUGAUACGCUACGUCGCUAUGAGAUAUUCGGCGACUGUGUUCCCGCAGGACUAUGUGCCCUCCAGAUACUUACUUCUGCUAGCCAGCGGUGACAGUCAAGAUGAAAUAUCGACUGAAGCUCUUAAAUGUUUAUAUGGAACAUCUCGUCCAAAUGAAAUUGAGGAUGUGGUCAACAACGUGUCAAGGAAGGAGACAGCUGUUGUUAAUAUAGAUGAGGAUACCUCUAAGAAAGAAAGGGACAGAACACAGGAAGUGGUGGAAUUUAAAGUGCCGAAAUUUAGAGACGUUGUUAAUUACAUAUGGGAGCAAAUGCAGAAAAGGAAGACGGGCUCCAAUUCUAAACAUAGAUUCGUGAUCGGAAAUCAAGUGUUGCAGUUUCAUCCGCUGACAUACCAGGAGAUUCUGAGGUACAUGCGCAUGUGCUUGAACAGAGAUGCAGACCUGCAGGACUGCUCGAAUCAUCCAAAUGGGACCUCGCCGCUCCUCACCAAAUACUUCUAUGACAACCUGCUCGAUACCGAAGUACUGGAGAGAUACUUAUCCAUGAUCACCACUAUACUGACAGCCAGUCCCGAAAUAAUGCCCUUAACUUGUUUCCUCGAUAUUGUCGGCUGUGUGCCAGAGAAAAUGGCCAGCAAAUAUGCCAAUUUACUGCCAUUCCUGAAGACUCUAUUUACGACUAGCACCAAGGAGGAGAUCAGAGAUACUGCCGCGGUGAUUUACGCGAUUAUCACAGUGAAUACAAGCGAUAAAACGGCGAUUGAAAAAGAGAUUACAGAGUUCGUGGUACAGGGACAAGGGAAUAAGAAUUUGGAAAGCCAAUGUGGAUAUCUGUGUGCGUUUGCGCACAUUUCUGAGAGGUGUGUCGUGAUGGUGAAAAAAGGAAAGUUUGGUGGUAAAGGUUUUAAUGCCGCGAAUUGGGAACCAUUUAAACAGGGUGUAAUAUGUUUAGCUAAUUAUUUAAUUAACCCGCAAACGCUACUGGUCAGCACAACAUGUUCUGCAAUAUCGUUACUCGCUCGCUGCACUGGCUUGCCGCUACCUAACUCCACUGCGAAACAGGACGCACUCAUGGAAACCGACAACCCGUUCAACAUCAACAAAAGUGAGACGGAAAUAGUGAACGAUGACGUCAUCACUAAAUUCGCAGUAGCAGACAAGUUGUUUAAAAUAGUGGGCAAUGCGAAAUUGCCGUCGAAAGUAAAAGAGAAAGCGCUUUACACGCUCGGUUUGUUAUGUUGCGGCGAGAGGUUUCCGUUCCCGAAGCAAAUUGUUAAAGGUUUCUUGCAGAUGGCUAAAGAUAGCAAAGAGUUUGAGAUUCACUUGCAGAUUGGUGAAUCUUUAGUCCUGUGCGUAGAAGGAGUUAACUCCAACGAGAAUAGAGAUCUAUGGACAGAAUUACCUAAAGAGGGACCCGAUAAAAUAACAAAUCAGGAGGCGUUGAAAGAAAAUGAUGAGCUACUUGAGUGGUUGCUGCAGGAGCUAUUCAAAAUCGGGAAACAUCCCCAUCCCCAUUCCAGACAAGCGACAAGUAUAUGGCUACUGGCACUGCUCAAAAACUGCCCGGAACGUGUCCCUAUAAAGAACAAGCUGCAAGUACUGCAGGAUGUCUUUAUGGACUUCCUUUCUGAGAAUAGUGAGAUAGUGCAAGAUGUAGCCAGCAAAGGUCUGAGUCUUGUAUAUCAGAACUCCGACGAGAGUCAGAAACAAGCUCUGGUGUCCCAGAUUAUAGAUCAGUUGACAAGCGGCAAGCGGUCUGUCACACAAGUCACGGAAGACACCAAGAUAUUUGAAGAGGGCCAACUGGGGAAAGCACCUACUGGAGGGAAUCUUUCCACAUACAAGGAGUUAUGUUCGCUAGCUUCAGAUUUAAAUCAACCGGAUCUGUUAUACAAGUUCAUGCAUUUAGCGCAUCAUAAUUCUGUUUGGAAUUCUAAAAAAGGCGCCGCGUUCGGGUUCCAGUCGAUCGCUCGCAGCGCGGGCGCGGCGCUGGCGCCGCAGCUGGGCCGCAUCGUGCCGCGCCUGUUCCGCUACCGGUUCGACCCCACGCCGCGCAUACAGAACUCCAUGGCCGCCAUCUGGCACGCCCUCGUGCCCAACACGCAUGCCACGGUACAAAAAUAUCAUAAAGAGAUAUUGGACGACUUGGUAGCGAACUUGACUAGCAACCAGUGGCGUGUAAGAAUGUCUUGCUGUAACGCUCUCGCUGAUUUGUUGAGAGGUGCGGCGAGCCUGCAGAGUUCACUAGACCAGCUGCCGACAGUGUGGGCGCAGCUGUUCCGCGUCAUGGAUGAUGUACACGAGGGUACUCGCAACGCUGCCACCUCCACAGCCAACGUACUCUCCAAGCUAUGUAUCCGCGCGUCGGACGUGAGUCAGGGCAAGGACGGAAAGCAGGUGGUGUCAGUGAUCCUGCCUGUGUUGCUCGACACUGGCAUUACGAAUCUCGUCAGGGAGGUCCGCAGCGUCAGCUUACAGACAGUUUCAAAACUAGUGACGGCAGCGGGCGAUAGCCUCAAACCCUUCUUAUCCAAGCUGAUACCUGCGCUGGUGGGUGCGGCAGGCGAGCUGGAAUCGGCCAAGCUUUCCUACUUGAGUACUGCGCUCGCCGACAGCGGCUCGCGCGAGUUACUGGACGACAUGCGCGCUACCGCCGCACGCCAUCACUACACCACCGACACCGUCGUUAAGUGCAUGCCCUACGUCGACAUCGAUGUAAUUAAAGAGAUGCUACCGAAGAUGUUAGAGCUGAUGAAGUCUCCACAACUGGGUACCAAGGUGGCGUGUUGCCACUUCGUAGUGCUGGCGGCACACUACCUCAGGGCGGAGUUGGAACCUGUGGCCGGGAAGAUCAUGUCCAAUCUACUGAACGGCACCUUCGAUAGAAACGCCACGGUUAGGAAAAAUUAUGCCGAAGCACUUGGUCAAGUGGCUGCAUAUGCGAAGCCUCAAUCAGCUGAGAAGUUGAUGAAGAAAUUAGUGAAUUUGUACGAAACAAAAGAGGACGAUAUAUCGCGGUCGGCAAUCGCUCUCACCCUAAAGUCAGUGGCCAAAGCCAAGAUAGAACACAUCAAAGACAACGAAGAAGUAUUGGCGCCUAUGGUCUUUUUGGCUAUGCAUGGGCCUAAGGAUGAUGAUUCAUCAACCGUGGAGAUGUAUGAGGAGAUAUGGACAGACAUAAGUCCAGCGCGGGAGAGCGGCAUUCGACAACAUCUUCCGGCGAUACGAGAAGAGAUAGAGAAAUCUCUCAACUCUAGUAGUUGGACGAAGAAGAUUCAGGGCGCGUACGCGAUAAUAACAGUGAGCAAGGAGUGCUCGGCGGGCGUGGGCGACCAGCGGCCUCCUCUACUGCGGGCGCUGCUGGCCGCCGCGCACGGGAAGACCUUCGCCGGCAAGGAACACCUCCUGCAGGCCCUUGCACAACUCUGCCAAGUAAAAGAAGGCGAGGCUCCUAUUCCCGCGUCGCUAGUGUCGGACUGCCUCAACGCGCUGGUAGUGGAGUGUCGCAAACAAGAGAUGGUGUACAAGCGGCACGCUAUCUCGGCGCUGGGGGAUGCGCUCGCGGCGACCGGCUGCGACCGCUUUAACCAAGUCUACGAGAUCGUGAAGGUCAUAUUGUCCAAGGACGAAUCAUCAGUUGGCAAGGAAUCAGAUGAGGAGGACAAUGAAGGUGCUCGACAGAGGAGAGAACAAUUGACUGCAUUAAAAGAAGCGGCUUAUGAACUCUUAGGCAAAGCUUGGCCAAAAGACCAAGAGACACAAGAUAAAUAUCAAGACGUGUUCUUUGAACAUUGCGCACAGUCGUACUCGUCGAGUUCAAGGUCGACGCAACUGGCCAUCUUGACGUCCAUCACGCGCGUAUUAGAGAGGCUCACCAUAUUGAGCACUGACGAGCCCAUGGAGACGGACAACGUGUCCACAAACAACAGGGAUAAGUCUAUAGCUAAUGUCACGGAGCAUAUUUCAUUCAUCGUCGAUUACACGUUGAAAAACAGCAAUCAAGUAAGGCACCGGAGAGACGCCCUGAAUAUAAUGGAAAUACUUAUAAAACAAUUAAAAGAUUUGAACAGAACAGUAGAAUUAAAUAAAUUAAAAGAAAUAUACCAGUGUUACGCUCAAGAUCUAUCAAAGGAUUCAUCACAUGAAAUUAGAACCAAAGUUGAUAGUAUCAAAGUUCAUUUUAAGUAGAAAAUGUGUAAUUUUUAUUUAUUCACAGUGGAAUCGUAAUAAUAAAAUGAAUUUAUAAAGAA
This is a messenger RNA of Galleria mellonella (greater wax moth), 5846 nucleotides long. Its product is annotated as proteasome-associated protein ECM29 homolog. Lineage: Eukaryota; Metazoa; Arthropoda; Insecta; Lepidoptera; Pyralidae. Gene Ontology annotation, molecular function: molecular adaptor activity. Bases 109 to 5784 code for a protein of 1891 amino acids. The transcript has 37 exons. Gene Ontology annotation, cellular component: nucleus; cytoplasm. Gene Ontology annotation, biological process: proteasome assembly. The record is from RefSeq and is a predicted model, not a curated record.